Molecule: messenger RNA, 2943 nt
Organism: Paramecium tetraurelia
Lineage: Eukaryota; Ciliophora; Oligohymenophorea; Peniculida; Parameciidae
Exons: 4
Cellular component (GO): cytoplasm; membrane
Molecular function (GO): scavenger receptor activity
Source: RefSeq, a predicted model, not a curated record
AUGGAAAAGCCAACCUUUUGGGCUAUUUUCGGGUUUCUGACAAUGGGAAUUAUAUUAUCGUUCUCUUCUAUGGGAAUUUUCUUAACCAAAUAUGACUAAGACAAGGAUGCUCUGAUACAAAAAAAGUCGAUCUUGACAGAUGCUAAUGCUUUGAAUUGGGGAGCUACUCCAGGAUAUAAGGAUGUGAAGGAAAUAAAUACCUUUUAAUUUUUUACUCAUCAGUCAGGAAUAAUGUUUGCUAGUACGAAUGAAUCAUUGAAUUAUUCCUAUGUAUCUGAAUUAUCGAAUAGAACUUAUGUUCCUUCAUCUCUGGGAUUCAUUAAAUUUUUGCCCAAAUUUAAGUUUGAGAAAAUAUCAGAUCCAACUAGUUCUAUUACAAACCUGAACAUUGCAGCAAUCUAAUACUUUUACAAGAGUUUCAAUCAACCUGCCUUCGCUAAGUUGCCCAGAUACUUGAACAUGAUCUUUAGAGGGUUGUCUGAGGACUUCAUGAAUUACUACUUUACUCACACCAUCUUUGAUUUCUACACAUCGGAUUAACAAUUGGUUUUUGAUACCAUAUUCACCCCAGCCAAAAUUAAUCAAGAGACACAAAACAAAAUGUGGAAUGAUGAAUAAUAUGGAUGGAGUUCUGAAGUUAGUUUCUCAAAAUGGAUUAGAGCAUAUUUCAAUGGAGGAGAUAGUAAUCUCCAACUUUAUUUUUCCUUGUCUGAUGACCAGAUGAAUUAACUAAUUGGAAAAGGAUCGACAAUCAACAAACUCAGAAAACUCAUCAUCAAUUCAGUUUCUACAGGAGUGUAAGGAUAAUAAAAAGGAUCUUGCUUAAAGAAAAAUGAAUGCACAUUGUGGGAAUUAGGAAUCAUUCAAUGGGCAUUUGGUGGUUUAACAGCAAAAGACUUUGUUCCACCAGUUACAUUCUCAGGUGGAAGUUAUUCUAAAUUUAAUGAUUCAAUCCCUCAAAGUUACGAAUUCUAUUUAGGUGGAUCUGAAUAUUAAUAUGAUGAUGUUAAGAAUAUCAUCAGUCAAUAAUUUGAAUAGAUGCCAAAUCUUUUGGGAUUCAAUACUAUGUAAUACAUUUGGGAGAAUAGAGAUUUUCUUGAAAGAGUUUCAAACAAACUAGUGUGGUAAACUGACAAUGAAAACAAUUUCACAAAGUCUAGGAAUUUAAUCAAGUAUCUAAAUACUCAUUAUGACUAUAUUAACAAUAUUGAAGACACUUAUGCCUUUUAAACUUGGAGAUUCAUGAGCAAGAUGAUAUAUGAGGCAGGUGUCAUGUUGAGAGAUGGUUUAUAUGCCAAAGCCUUGUAUUAUAAAUUCGAAAGCAUCAAAUGUGAAGAUGAUUAUUUCAUUCCAUUCCAAGAUGCUUGUGGUGGCAAGUAUGAUUUCACUUUGAAUGCAAAGAAUGCAUUGAUUUGGGUCAACGCUGCUUUUGAAAAAAAACAAUCAAAUUCAUUUAAGACCUUGAUGAAAGAACUGAAAGCCAAUGAGUAAGUAUUGUGGGAUUACUUAACUGAUGGGAUGUCAGAUUUUUCAAAAGCCAUGAAUGAGUUUCAUUUGGCAAUCUCAAAACAUUAUAAGUGCAUUUACUAAGUCUGUUAGGCAGAAGAGUUAUGGUUUAAGUAAUGGGGAUAUGGUUCAGUCACUCAAAGUUAUCCAAAAGAAUUAGCGUUUUGGGAUAGUGAUAAAACAAAUACGAUUUCAAAAUGGGAUAUCUAUGCAGACAAACCAUUUGUGUAUUAUGAGUUUUUCGCAUUUUGUGGUGAAAAAAUAACUGAGAAGGUACAAUAACAACUAUUCAAUUUUGACAUGGGAGGAAUAUUUGGAUAUUAUUCGUUAAGAAACCUAUAUGAACAUCAUUUCAAUAGUACAAAAGAGUUGAGUCCUAAGUUCCCUUUGAAAGGUGAACAAUUGAAGUUGCUCAUCAAGUAUUUGAAACACUGUCUCACAAAUUAUUGGUAUGGUGGCCAUAUGAUUGUAACCUAACCAUCCAAAUAUUUAUUCGACUAUGAUAAUGCUUUCACUGACAGAGUAGCUGAAUUCGAACCAAUCUAUGAGGGCAGCAACUUUAGAGACAAUGGUGCUCAUCUCCUAGAACCAAAUAAUUAGGAGUUCUUAAAGUUCGCCACCAUGUAUGACUUUUACUAAAUGGAUACUGGUAUCAAAGAUAUAGCAAAUGUUGGGUAAAUCAAGAGAACAUUGGAUGAAUCAAAAAUCAAAAGAAAGAGUACUAUCUAUUAUAAUCCAUAAACUGAAUACUCCACUCAAUCCUACAAUUAUCCUUAUGGGAAGAAUGUGAAUGUUUCUGGCAGUUAUGGUUAUGCAUUCCAGCCUGAUUUGAUAGCUAAAUUCUAGAAGGAAUUAACCAUCUUUGAUUUCGAUAUUCAUAAGGACCUUAAAUUACAUUACCAUGAAACCACCACUCAUAAGGGUUAUGAUGUAAUUAAAUACAAAGUAGAAGAUCAAAUCAUCUCUCUGGAACCUUACACAGAUAUGCCAAUCAUUUUGACUAUUGGUGAAGUAUCGCUCGAUGGUUGUGCUUCCAUCAAUGGAAAAUCAUGUAAUUAAUACUUAGUGAAUGUUCCUGAAUCAUACUACACUAUUGAAGCAAUUACUGGUAAAGUCGUUUCAUUUACUAAAACAUACAUCUAUUGGCUAAAAGUAGAUAAUACUAGUCCAUUACAACAAGAACCUCUAAAUGAUGAAUUAUUCGUCCCCCUUGCCCAAAGAUCCAUCACUUAUGAGUAUACAGAAGAUCAGAUGAAUGAACAUUUCCAAGAUGUCAAAGAUCUUGAAAAACACAAGGAUGUUAUCUUCUAUGUCACAUUGACAUUUGGACUCAUCUUCAGUCUUGCAUUCAUUGGAUUCAUCAUUUAUUUCAGAAAAAACGAAAAAAACAUCAAUUCUAGAGCACCAUCAGUUUAUUCAGUAGUAGCUGAUGAAUGA